AAUAAGAACGCAGUAAGUAAAGAAAAUUAAUUAUACAUGUGAAUACGGAAUAAUUGUUUGACAAAUAGUCGAAAAGACAUCCAAAGAAAAAAAUUUAUUUUUCUCAUGUCACAUUGAAAGUUAUGACGAUUGAGGACACUACACAUAAUUAACUUUGGAAGUGUAUAAUACAUGCAUAGUCACUGUUAUCGUCUUUGAAAUAGACGCGCUAACUAAGAAUGCUAAUUGGCAUUCGGAUUUUAUUCAGUCUGUAAAUAUGUCCUUAUAUUCUGUUCAGCUCUACGGAUUAACUAGAUAACUAACUCAUCCUAGCAUAAUGGAUAUUUUCUUGAAUAAAUUUCGCCUAUUCAUCAUUGUAAUUAUGUACAUUAAUUUUGACAGUAUUCACAGUUAUUCACAAACAUCAGUGAAUUUAGCAGGCUUCCACACAGGAAGACGUUUACUCUAUUCAGAUUGGGAAAGUGCACCAUCCUUCUAUUCACCUGGUGGUAUUACACCAGAUAAUGAACCUCGUGCGCCUAUUUAUCUGGAAUUAAUAAAUAAUCUUACCUCGGUGAAUGGAGCUUCAGGUAUUUGUGGUGUAUGUGCACGCAUAUAUCGUGUUUUACAUAUGACACAGUUGAAUGCUGCUGAAGAAUGCCGACGUCAUCAUAAUUCAAGACAAGCAGCUUUUGGUGAUAUUACGGAAUUUUAUCAUACUCUUGUUAAAAGUGGAAGACUGAACGGAACAAUCGAAUUUCCGCUGGCAGAUAAAUUUUCAAGAUUCUCGUUUCGAACAACUAUUUUAUAUUUGGCAUCACGUGGAAAUGAACCUGGGCUAAUGAUUGAAGCUGGUUCUGAUACAAAGUAUGUAUUAUGCGUCCAGUCCAUUAAAUGUCCAGAACCUGUUACAACGACUACAACAUCUACGACAGAAGCCUUAACAACAACAACUUUACCAACUGCAGCUUUAACUAAUUCAAAUAAUUCCUCUAUGUUAUUAUCUUUAUCACCAACCAGUUCACAAGGUCGUUCAUCCGGAAAUGAAAAUGAUGCGAACAAUGAACACAACAAUUCAGCAUUUUGGGAUACUUUGUUGUCUGGGACUGAACCUAAGAGCUGGUUUCUUGCAACCAUUUCUCUGUCCAGUCUGUGUUUACUACUUAUAAUCAUGCUGAUUGCAACAUGGCUGUAUACAUGUCGCCUACGUAGGUUAUAUAACCGAAGGCGUUGUCAUGGUACAUGCCGUUUUGGUUGUCGUUGUCCACCAGAGGUUGUACGUCAAACAGCUGCUGAAGCUGCAGUAUGUGGUCCUUUAGGUUUACAAACACAUCAACAGUUUACAAACACAAUGUCGCCACAGGGAAACGGUUCUGUCAGGAGUGGUAGUGGAUUCGGAAAUACACUGUAUACAGGUGGAACUUUGAAUUCAGGUCGAUGGGGCUCAAAUGGUAACAAAAUCGGCUCUCCGUUAUAUGUGGCUCUUGGUUCUGCACCUGAUAAAUCGGCUUUAUUAAGUGCUGGAUGUAAUACACCUAGUUAUAUGCUUGAAAUGUCUGGAGGUUUACCUAUAGCGAAUACAGUAGACGGAUGCAGCGGAUCGUGUAAUCAAACAAAUGGAAAAUUUCGAAAUACCCGUCUUCGACCGAAAAGAACAUCACAAGAUGCUCUAAGACGAAGUACAAGUGAAGGUUCUAGUGUAUCAGGAGCAACAGGUACAGCCGGCGCUAAUAACAGUGUAACAGGUAUAGACCAAAACUCUUUUUUGUACCGUUCUGGACAGGCUGUCACUUUUUCUGAUGCAACAAUGCCAAAUAUUUUACCUUCUAUGGUUGUAAGUAAUACAAAUGCUGGUCAGCGUGGAACUGAAUCAACCGGGACAGUCUACCUACAAGGCGGUCCAAAUGGAUAUAAUUACUCAGACAGUGGUAGAGGUAGCGGGAUCAGUCCGGGGUAUUCACAUUCACCUACACAUGGAAAUAGUAGAAAGGUGAAUGAUAGAGCAUAUUUCAGUAGUAACACUAAUAGCGCUGGUAAUAACAAUAAUAUUAAUAAUAAUAAUCAUAACAGUAAUAUUCAAAAUGGCCUCAUCAACUCCAAUGGACCAAUUAACAAUAUGGACGAAGAAGAAGUUGAAAGCAAAUGUGAUAUGAAUUAUUUAGGAAAUCAAGCGAAUAAAAUCUUAUCCAAUUUACAAUCUGAUCAUUGCAAUGACUACAAUAAUUACAACUCAGAAUCGCAUAACUUGCCAUUACAUCAUUUGAACCGUGGUUCUGAGGCAGAUUUAUUAAACAUCACUCCUCCUUCAGGAUUUUAUGACUUUACAAACAGCAACAAUCACAACAACAAUCAGCACAAUAACAGCAGUACUAAUGGAAUGGUGAAUUCUGAUUCUGGUUAUUUAGUCAGUUCAAGUUUACCUCACAACAUGCUUACACCAUCACCUCGUCAACAGUCAAGUCAUAUACACCAAAAUCGUUUAAUAUCUAGUCCAAAUAGUUUUGGCCGACAAAUAUACAAUCAGUUGCCACCAUCAUCAGGAGGACUACUUCCACAUUCAUCUGGUAUAAAUGGAAGUAACACGACUACCAAUUUACUUUAUCCAAUCCAUGGAAGUCCAACUAGUCAAGGUGAAUGGCAAAAUCCUAUGUCAUUUACAAAAUGCAGUCUACAAAAUGGUGAAAUGGUUGGUAGUACUGAUGAAGACUUCAUAAAUGGUUGUCCACCGAUUAUGCUUUCAACUAAUAAUACCACAUCAGAAAAUUCGAAUACAGGAACAUUAACAAGAACACGUAAAUAUAAUACGCCUAAUUAUAAUAAUGGUAACAGUAAUGGAGGCUUAAGACCAUUAGUUACAAGACCACACUUCUCUGAUUCCUUACAUUCAGGAGGUAAUAAUCAUAAUCUUAAUGAGAAUAAUUCAACAACAAUCAAUAAUAGAUCAUUUCAUAAUUCCAAUGAUAAUGCACAAAUCAAUGAUACAUUGAUAACAACUUCAAAAGUUAAUCGUAUGUGUGUUGGUAUAUCAGAGCGUAUGUUGUAAAUUGAAUAUUUGCCAAUUUGUUUAAAUUCACCAAUGAUAGAACAACUAAUAGGAGUAUUUCUUCUUUUAAAUUUGGACAAAUUUAAGUGUUUCGCAUAAUUCAUUCAUUAAGGCUAUUUAUAAGGCAUAAAAGGAAACAUUUGUUUAUUUGCAUUCUCGAAGCAUCUUCUUCCUCUUAUCAUCGUGUUGAAAUCUACAAGUUUUAUAUUGCUUGUUCAUAUUGGAGAUUAUUUUGCACUAGCUUCUAAUAAUGACAAGAAUCUCAUUUUAAUUAACCGUCUUUAAUUGUCUCUAAUGUCAGUCUUUGAUGAAUCAUCUCAUUCAUUCAUUCAUCGUGAUACUGAUGAGGCUAUUUGAUGAUCGGUCCUCCCCCCCGCCGCCUCCUAGAAUUAAUUUCUCUUCUCGCUACAUUCAGAUAAUUAAACACUUGUCAUUUAUCAAGAGUGUUGCCUAAAUUGCAUCAUUGCUGUUGUUGCUGAUGUUGUCGUUGUUGUUCUAUUGUUGUACAGGUCAUACAUAUAUAUACAUGAAAUACUUUCACCUUUUUAUGAUUUCAUCAAUAACUUUGGGACCGAUUUCCCGAGGCCCUCCCUCGACCCUCCCUAAUAUUGCUUAUCUCUCAACAAUCUUUGUACAUCUGUAAACAACAUCAUUAGUGUAAGCAACACAAACACGCACACAUGCGCGCACACACACACACAGAGAAAAAUGACUAAACAUCACACAUCAUCCAGAGAAAAAUAACAUAAAUAAGCAUGCAUAUGAGCAUUUUGUUUUGAGCAAUGCUAACGUAUCUGUUUCUAUGCACACUGGCAUUUAUAUGAGAAUAAAAUCGGAUGUUUCGAUUACACUGUACAUCAUUUGUGCUUACGUUCACUAACUAAAAUACCCCCUGGUUUCACUGACCUAUCUGUAUGGGGAUUGGAGACAACAGUGCGUAUAGUAACGCUGAACACUGGACAUGAUUAAGAAGUGAACAUUUGUGAACACCUGAUUGUACACAACACAACACAACAUAUAUAUCCCAAAUGAAUUUUGUUUUUCGUUUAGAUUAGAAAAGAGAAAGCCAGGCUGCUGAAUAAGCUUUUUCUCUGUCUAACAGAAAAUGAAUAAGAAAAAACAAAAAAUGGUUUUUCUUGUUUAAUUUAUUUAAUUUUGAACUUCAUCAUUUUCAUUUUUUUUCUGUUUAUUUAUUUGGUUAUGAUGAUGUUGGAUGGUUUGUUCGACGAUUUUUGCUACUGAAAGGCAACAUUUUCUUGAGUGUAUGUGUGAGUAUUGUUCAUUUGGUUUUUAUUUUGUCCGGUUAGAUCUUUUCUCUCUAAUAUACAAUAAUAUAUCAGAAAGUCAACUCGUCAAAAACUUACUUCUGUCAUGUUUGUGUCCGUUGGAGUGUAGAUGCACUUGGUGUAUGUGUGUGUGUGGGGGGGGGGUGCGUGUGCGCCUGUGUGUUUGCCUACAUGCAUCUCUUGUCAUCGUUAGUUUCUACUUACUUGACUAUUUUCAAUUCUCUUCUGUUUUUUUUUAAAUAUUUGUAUAUGAAUGUUUUUGAUUUAGAUAAACAAUAAUCGGGUUUAUUUCUUGUCUUGUUCAAUAUUUAAGAUACCAGUAUUAGUAGUAUUAUUAUUGAUCAUGAUUCGAGUUUUACAAAUGGAGAAAGAAAUAUCUGUUAGUUCCUGAAGAAACAGUAGAGAUCGUUCAAGCUGUUGUAAGACAAUGGGUCACUGGUCAGUAGCACAGAAAAAGAAGUACUUUCAAUGCGAAUUCAUAAUAACUAAGAAACUAUAGAAACUACUGCAACAUAAGAGUGGUGAAUCUUUCAUAACUAUUCCUCUUUAUGCUUUUAUAAUCGUUCUGUAUUUACUAAUGAUAAAUUUUAUAUUUCAGCCUAAUAAACUUAGUUCCACUUA
Trichobilharzia regenti is the source of this 4929-nucleotide messenger RNA. Lineage: Eukaryota; Metazoa; Platyhelminthes; Trematoda; Strigeidida; Schistosomatidae. The record is from the annotation of a GenBank genome assembly.